CUCUAUCUGUGGGUUCCACAUGCAAGUUUAGAAUUUGAUUUUAGCCAGAUUCUGGAAAGAUUCCGGUGAAGGGUAUUUGAACUUGAUUCUCAUCAUUGAAAGCUCCAUACAAUCUGGUUGAGGCCUUUUGCAAUCAUGGCGGGAAUGACACCAGAAGGAUCACAGUUUGAUGGUCGUCAGUAUGAUUCUAAGAUGAAUGAGCUUCAUGCUGAUGUAGAGUUCUAUGCACAAUACGAUGAGGUUUAUGAUUCUUUUGAUUCAAUGAAGCUGAAAGAGAACCUUCUGAGGGGCAUCUAUGCAUAUGGGUUUGAGAAGCCAUCUGCAAUUCAGCAGAGGGGAAUUGUUCCCUUUUGCAAGGGCCUCGAUGUGAUUCAACAAGCCCAGUCUGGUACUGGGAAGACAGCAACUUUCUGUUCUGGUAUUCUGCAACAGCUUGAUUACGACUUAUUGGAGUGCCAGGCUUUGGUUCUUGCCCCAACUCGUGAAUUGGCGCAGCAGAUUGAGAAGGUCAUGUGGGCACUUGGUGACUAUUUGAGCGUCAAAGUCCAUGCUUGUGUUGGUGGAACUAGUGUGCGGGAGGACCAACGCAUUCUCUCCAGUGGGGUCCAUGUUGUCGUUGGGACCCCUGGCCGUGUCUAUGACAUGCUUCGAAGACAGUCCCUUCGACCAGAAUGCAUCAAGAUGUUCGUGUUGGAUGAAGCUGAUGAAAUGCUCUCCCGGGGCUUCAAGGACCAGAUCUAUGAUAUCUUCCAACUCCUGCCCCCAAAGAUACAAGUCGGUGUUUUCUCUGCCACCAUGCCCCCCGAGGCCCUUGAGAUCACCCGCAAGUUCAUGAACAAGCCAGUGCGCAUCCUUGUAAAGCGUGAUGAGCUCACCCUCGAGGGUAUCAAGCAGUUCUAUGUCAAUGUCAACCGUGAAGAUUUCAAGCUCGACACCCUGUGCGAUCUCUAUGAGACCCUUGCCAUUACCCAGAGUGUUAUAUUUGUCAACACCCGUCGCAAGGUUGACUGGCUCACUGACAAGUUGCGAAGCCGAGACCACACUGUCUCUGCCACCCAUGGUGAUAUGGACCAAAACACCCGUGACAUUAUCAUGCGGGAGUUCAGGUCGGGCUCCUCUCGUGUCCUUAUCACCACUGAUCUCUUGGCUCGAGGUAUUGAUGUUCAACAGGUGUCCCUUGUUAUCAACUAUGACCUUCCAACUCAGCCUGAGAACUACCUUCACCGCAUCGGUAGGAGUGGUCGGUUUGGGAGAAAGGGAGUUGCCAUUAACUUCGUGACUGGUGAAGAUGAAAGAAUGCUGACGGAUAUUCAGAGGUUCUAUAAUGUGGUUGUCGAGGAGCUCCCUUCGAAUGUUGCCGACCUCCUCUGAGCUCGCCGACCUCCUCUGAGCUCGAACUACUUAUCUUGGGUUUUCUUACUCUUCUGGUAUAGUAGUAGAUUUCAAUUCUCAUGUUCAUUUUUUCAUAUAGCACUUAAGGUUGUGUUUUUCCUAGUUAUAGCUUGAGUAUUUUGGGAAAUGGGACUUCGUGAUGGAGUCUACCCCACUGCUCUUUUUCGAGAUUUUGGGUAUAAGGACUUGGGUUUCACUCUGUCUGAAUUUUUGUUUAAACAGUCAAGGUUUUGUGUUCUUGACUGAUUUUGAGGUAAAGGAAAGGCUGUCUUGUUGGGCCGCUUAUGUUUCUCUCUUCGGCAUGCAACUGUAAAUGGAAGGUGCAGAUAAAGAAACGAGUGGGUGUUCUGCUGAUUCCUUUCAAUGUC
Amborella trichopoda is the source of this 1760-nucleotide messenger RNA. RefSeq names its product eukaryotic initiation factor 4A-9. The record is from RefSeq and is a predicted model, not a curated record. Lineage: Eukaryota; Viridiplantae; Streptophyta; Magnoliopsida; Amborellales; Amborellaceae. Gene Ontology annotation, molecular function: RNA helicase activity; ATP binding; nucleic acid binding.